Molecule: messenger RNA, 1222 nt
Organism: Rhipicephalus sanguineus (brown dog tick)
Lineage: Eukaryota; Metazoa; Arthropoda; Arachnida; Ixodida; Ixodidae
Exons: 4
Coding region: 126-1193 (355 amino acids)
Source: RefSeq, a predicted model, not a curated record
UGCUGCCUAUAAAUACGCUCUACACUUUUCAAUAAACGUUCUUUUCAUUCUGCUGACUACGUUGAUACAUUGCUGGUCCGGCGCUGCUAUGCGCACACCAUGGCUAUGCUACAGUGGCGACGAAGAUGUACACCACCCAUGCAGUGAAAGACGACCCUGAACUUGACACUACGAAAAUCCGAGCAACCAAGGCGAUCAUGGCUCACCACCAGCUUCCGGACUUCGAAGAAGGCAAAGAUAAGUGGACGCCAUACCUUAUUAAAGUCGAAGCAUACUUCGAAGCGAAUGCCAUUGAAGACUCGACUAAGAAAAGGGCAUUGCUGGUGGCCGCCUUAAGCACGCACACGAUACAAGUACUGGCAGGGAAAGUGGCUCCACGCAAGCCGAAUGCGCUGGCUUAUGAAGAAGUCGUGGCAGUGUUGAGUGAGCACUACGAUCCCAAGCGACACGAAAUCACAGAAAGUUACAAGUUUUUCAGUCGGUGUCAAGCGGAGGGGGAGCCCAUUAAUGAAUUUCUAUCCAGUGUGAACAGCACAUUCAACGACUUCCACGACGUGUUUUCCGAGGACCUGGGGCUCAUCACAUGCCCUCCGGUCAGUCUGCACCUAAAGGAAGGCGCCGUACCUAAGUUCUACCACCAGCCGUUGCUGGGCCUGUUGAGGUCAGACAGGCAGACGCCCCCCAUGGCCGCUGCCCGGAUACAACGGUGGGCGCUUCAGCUGGGGGCCUACCGGUACCAGCUGCAGUACGCCCCAGGAUCAAAUAAAGACCAAGAGGACUGGCUGCCGCUACCAGGAAGUGACGUAUACGCCCGCAGUUAUGGUGCAGGGAGCAAAUGGACGCCUGGCAAUGUGAAGGCGACGUCUGGAGCGAGAAUGGUGACCGUGGACACUUCGGACGGGGUCGUCCAACGGCAUGUAGAUCAGCUUCGCCCGCGACAGGACUCGCGAAGUGAUCAGACACCAACAACUGCCACAAGUUGCAGCGAGCAAGACCAAGCAACAGAACGAUCGCCUCCGGUAGCGGUAAGCACGGAGGACGGCCUGUCUUCUGGGUUCCUCCCUAAUGAUGCUGGUUCUGCACAACGUGCAUCACCAAAGAUCACGGCGGUCCCGAUGAAUACCGGUGUCGCCCCACAAGCCCUCAGGCGUUCUACAAGAGAACGCAAGCCAGUACAACGCUUUCACUUCUAAGGGGGAAGGAAUGUUGUGUCUUCACGUGG